This is a messenger RNA of Plectropomus leopardus (leopard coralgrouper), 731 nucleotides long. RefSeq names its product ubiquitin-conjugating enzyme E2B (RAD6 homolog) (gene ube2b). The record is from RefSeq and is a predicted model, not a curated record. NCBI's taxonomy places the organism in Eukaryota, Metazoa, Chordata, Actinopteri, Perciformes, Serranidae.
AGCUAGCUAGCCAGUUGUUUUGGGAGAAGAAGAAAGGGUCUACAAGCGGAAGAAACACCGGAUUUGGUUUCGGGUCGUAUUCGGUUUAUGAUCCUGUUUUAGGUUUUUUUAAAUUACAUUUUGAAUAAUGUCGACCCCGGCGAGGAGACGGCUUAUGAGAGAUUUUAAAAGACUUCAAGAAGAUCCUCCCACCGGUGUGAGUGGAGCACCAUCAGAGAACAACAUCAUGCUUUGGAACGCAGUUAUUUUUGGGCCUGUGGGAACACCGUUUGAAGACGGAACGUUUAAGCUGCUGAUAGAGUUUUCAGAGGAGUACCCAAACAAGCCUCCCACAGUUCGGUUUGUCUCCAGAAUGUUUCACCCAAAUGUUUACGCAGAUGGCAGUAUAUGUUUAGACAUCCUUCAGAACCGCUGGAGCCCCACGUACGAUGUGUCGUCCAUACUCACCUCAAUCCAGUCGUUGCUGGAUGAGCCAAACCCUAACAGCCCAGCCAACAGUCAGGCCGCACAGCUCUAUCAGGAAAACAAGAGGGAGUACGAGAAGAGGGUGACGGCCAUCGUGGAGCAGAGCUGGGUGGACGUCUGAGCUUCUCACUCUCUAAUCCUUCCUCUCCACCACCCUCUCUUCAUAAUCCCCGUACUUCAGUCUUUCAUUUUUACCUCAUCAAGAAAAAAAAAAACAGCAACUAUAUCAGAAGAACUCAAGUGCCACCCUGAAAAAAAGAUCAAGA